Messenger RNA from Aspergillus melleus, 2220 nucleotides. Its product is annotated as zinc-binding alcohol dehydrogenase family protein. Gene Ontology annotation, molecular function: oxidoreductase activity, acting on NAD(P)H. Lineage: Eukaryota; Fungi; Ascomycota; Eurotiomycetes; Eurotiales; Aspergillaceae. The transcript has a single exon. Bases 118 to 1170 code for a protein of 350 amino acids. The record is from RefSeq and is a predicted model, not a curated record.
CAUCUGUCCAUGAGGCAUCUAUGUUUACUUCUUGCGAUAACAGCAUAAAAUGCCGGAUCAGCCCCUCCCUAAGCUCUAUGUGUACUAUAUUCAUCCGUUCAUCAUCCAAUUAACACCAUGUCUCAGAAAGCUCUCGUGAUUUCCGACGAUUAUCAGCCGGUUCUCGUCACUGAUCGCCCUAUUCCUAAGCUUCGCGACAACUUCAUUCUUGUCAAAACUGUCAGCGUGGCUUUGAAUCCGACCGAUUGGAAGCAACUCGAAAAUCGCCCUACUCCAGGCGCCUUGAUUGGCUGUGACUAUGCCGGCAUUGUUGAAGAAGUUGGUAAAGGUGUGACCAAGCCCUUCCGCCGGGGUGAUCGCAUCUGCGGUUUCGCACAUGGCUCCAACGCUGUCUAUCCGGAAAACGGCGCCUUUGCUGAGUACAUCGUCGUGAAGGGUGAUGCUGCAGCUCUCAUUCCAGACUCGCUGAGUUUUCAAGAAGCAGCCACAUUGGGAGUUGGUAUCGGUACUGUCGCUCAGGGUUUGUAUCAAGAUAAGAAGGGGCUAGGACUCGCACUGCCCACCAAGCCUCUUUCCCAGCCUGAGCCUGUCCUCAUCUAUGGAGGCUCAUCAGCUACGGGCUCGCUGGCCAUUCAAUUUGCCAAGCUAUCUGGUUAUACCGUGAUCACCACUUGCUCGCCCCGCAACUUUGAUUUUGUGAAGCAGCUGGGUGCCGAUCUCGUUUUCGACUACCGCGAUCCAGACGCUCCCAAGGCCAUUCGUGAAUACACCAAAGACGGGCUAAAGCUGGUCUUUGACACCAUUGGAGUGAAGGACGCUAUCAAAUUCUGUGACAACGCACUAUCUACUCAAGGCGGUGAAUACGUUACUCUAUUGGUAGACAAGAUCGAUCGAGAGAAUGUGAACUCACGCUGGGUUAUCGCCUAUACUACUCUUGGGGAGUACUUCAAGUAUGGCCAGUGGGAAUUCCCUGAGGUCCCCGAAGACUUCGAAUUUGCUGCAAAGUUCUGGGAUAUCACGCAGCCUUUGCUUGCCGAGGGUAAGAUCAAGCCCCAUCGGCCAAAUGUUGUCGCUGGAGGUCUUAGGGGAGUCGCAGAGGGACUGGGCUUGAUCAAAGAAGGAAAGGUCAGUGGCGAGAAAUUGGUUUAUAACAUCGCCGAGACUCCCUGAUCUCAUCGACAGCUUUUGAGGAAUGGUGAUGUCCAAUUUCAUGUUCAGCGAUAUAGCGGAUGUUUGGUUGUUAUUGUCCUUUUAGAAGAAUGCCUGCUUGUCAAUCUUAGAAUCUCCAAUCUUUUAUAGAGACAUUCCUAAAGCCCUUUCCCUAAACAGAAGAACCAUUCGUAAUAUCAUCACCCAUCCCCCACGGCAAGGUAAAUCAUACAGAAUUGGGCGUCAUUGACUCCGGGUUAUCAUCAGCUUGUGAAUUACCAAAGCGACAAAAAGCCCCUCUCCUGUCAUGAUUCAUCUUCUAUUCCCCUCCCUUCUAUCUAUAUUUGCCUGCACUUUGCAAUAUUUUCCUCUAUUCUGUCGGUAUAAUUUUUGAAGAAAGGCUUAUUUCUCCAGGCAGUCAUCAAAUCGGAAGAAGAUUCCAUACUUGAUUGUUGACGUGGCUGUCUAUAUAAUUGUACUAGGGUUGCAAUUAAUUAAACUGACCGUAUCCUCUUGUACUCACGUUGAUAUAAAGAGAGCGAAUGAAAAAGAAACAAAACAAACAGGUCAAUGGCAACUGUGGUGCUCUACUGCUUCCUCCGUCCGCUCUCUAUACUGUGCCCAGGCCAACAUACCACCACUAACGACAAUCCGGCAGACCAUGUUGCGACUAAGACCCUCCCGUCGUAUUCCCCAUGCUAGGGCUAGCAAUGAUAUAGCCAGAAAGACGAGGCGCAAGUUCUGAAGGCUAGCCGCAGUCACGGAACCAGCAAAAACUAGAUCAAGAACAGUCUUAGGCGGGACUGUUAGAUAGACUGCAGAUGAUUAAGUAAGAAUCAAAAUCACUUACCGGUAACCAACAACACGAGCAUGAUAACAAUGCGAAACCUUCUGGUAAAACUACCGAGCCAUGUUGAAGGACGCGCGUUGAAAGACUCUUUUCAUUUGGAGUUGAAUUCGUGGCUUCCUUUUUAACAGGAGGGCAAUUCUCACACGACAUCUUUGAUAGGAACUUUUUCCUGAAAAAGCUGGGGGUUAUUAAUUUUAUGUGGUUGACGAAAAGGGUUUACU